Molecule: messenger RNA, 1634 nt
Organism: Struthio camelus australis
Lineage: Eukaryota; Metazoa; Chordata; Aves; Struthioniformes; Struthionidae
Source: RefSeq, a predicted model, not a curated record
GGUGAUUUGGCAAAAGAAGGAGAACUGUAUGAAGGUUUUGAUGAGGAAUAUGAAUGUCCGAUUUUGGAUGAAGACAGAGUAAUUGAUGAACUAGAAGACAAAAUGAGUGAUGGUGGAGUUAUCAUUGAUUAUCAUGGCUGUGAUUUUUUCCCAGAAAGGUGGUUUCAUAUAGUAUUUGUACUUCGUACAGAAAAUUCAUUUCUCUAUGACAGACUUGAAAGCAGGGGCUACAAAGGGAAGAAGCUACAGGACAACAUUCAGUGUGAAAUUUUUCAGACUCUUUAUGAGGAAGCCGUGUCGUCUUACAGAGAGGAAAUUGUACACCAGUUACCCAGCAACACUCCAGAAGACCUAGAGCGAAAUUUGGAUCAGAUUAUGCAAUGGAUUGAGCAAUGGAUGAAAGACAACAAUUGACAUCUGGUGGAAAAGUAACUCUGUUAGAUCUCUUCCUGGAGGGGCUUAAUAAGUGACAUUCAUAAUUAUUUAAUGGUAAAUCGAAAUAAAUUUCAUUGUAGUUUGUUUUGGCUGGGAACUAGAAGAAGUUUCAUAAUAGCCAAAGUUCUAAGGCUUUGGAACAGCCUCUGAAACGGUGGGUGUUGGCACACAGGAGAACUGACUCUAGAAUAGAAAUUAAGCAGUGAAUGAAAGGAUUAGGUGACAUGGUUGCCUUUAACAGCAGGAACUGAGCUCAGGAACUGAGGAUUCUUUGGAGCUUAUGGUUGAAAUGAAACCUUUUUAUUUCCCCACUAACAAAACUAUAAAAUUGUAAUGACUGAUGACAGUUGAGGAGCUUUUGAUCGCUAAAGGUUCAAUUAGUGUACUGAAAAGGAAACGGUCUGCUUCUGAGUCAUUAGACUGCAAAUUGCUAUAUUCCAGUAUAUUCUUAAACAUGUGGAAGCUAAUGUAGAGUGAGGGGUUUAUUACAUAGUUUAAGGUAAGGUAUUUAGGGUAUUUUGGAGGUAAGAGAUUUGACCUAGUGAGAAAGCUCUUUUUGAAUGUUUCAUAGAACAUAAGGAAUUAUUCAUGCUGUAAGGAAACAUCAGCUAUAUCUGCACUGAUGUAGAAGAGUAAGAAAGAAGCCUUUUUCUCCUCUGUCUUCCCUGUCACCCAUCUCAAUCAUGGAAAGUAUUUAUCAAGGUAAACUUCUUAAGGAAGCAGUAGUGCUCUUGUAUAGUAACAAUCCUCCAGUGACCUAAAACAUGGUUACGCUUAAAAGAUUGGUAGCCAUCUGUUCUAAUGGCUUGUAAAGUGUGAGCCCUAGAAGGGCAUGUUCUGUGAUCCUCCUUCCCUGAACAGAAGGGUUGUAAAACUUUAUGAAAGAUUCUGUAGAAAGCGCUUGCCAAUAGACUUUUAUAUACUUGAGGUUGAAUAGUAAAACUAUUUACCUGAAAUUUGUAUUGUGAAGAGUAUAAUGUUUACAUAUUUAAGAUUCUAUUUGUUGUGUUCCAAAUAUGGUGUAGAACCUCUUGUGAGAGUUACGGAGGCAUAUUCAAGUUUCUAGGAGAGUAAAUUCUUGUCAAAUUUUUGAUGCGGUGACAUUUGUAAGCAGACUGCAAGCGGAACUGUUGAAAAGCUGAAGUCGCGUUGCAGAAUCGGGACCAAAUAUUGGGGAAAUAAAUGCACACGUGUCAUUA